AAGUUUAGAUCGCAAGAGUUCGAAGGCACGGUUCAUAUCGCGCAUCCUCGUCCGUUCUCUGUCGCAAGCAGAUUUCUUGUAGUCUGAAACAUUCACGGGGUGAAAGAAUUUUCUAUUAUUUUUCAUUCGUUCAAAUGUUGAUUCGGUGUGGAGAUUGUUCGAGUUCGUUAUGUUGCGAUCUGCAAUCAGAUUCACACUUCUGACCGCGUUAGUUUUCGCCGUCAGUCCCACGGGACGAAAGCAUUAAAUUUUUUUCUUGAACACCUGUAAAAUGAACCACUAAGCCCACUUUGAAUAAUUCAUGUUUGAAAAUCGUUGAGAUGAUCUACGAAAAUAGAGAAAUCAUAUUUUCAAUAUCACCGGAAAAAGGAUCAAACUAACCAGCGGCUAUGAAAGCGAGUCGAAAAGGUACGAGAUUGAACGAUUAUAAUUACUUCAAGCAACCACCUCCACGUCUGCGAAAUCGAAUGACUGCGAUGUGCGUUCUUCCAAAUAUAUGUGUGCUUCGUGAUAAAAUCCGUGUGACGAAAACACACGAUUUUCUACUUCAAGGAAGGAAAGAUGAAAGAAUAAUUUCUAACAACGAGCGUCGUGGGGAUUCUGUAGACUGGGAUCACAAAUUCCGAUCAUCCUUAAAACCACAUACCGAAAUCUCAACCGAGAUGAAUCCAGAUGAAAUAAAGAUAAAAGUCGGAGUAAAAUUGAGAGGAAUACAGCGAGUAGAAGAAAGUACCGAGAAGAAGCCCGAAAAAAUCCACAAUUCGUUUAUCGAAGAUCGUCGAGGGGAUUACAAUAGCCGACAUAUUUCCGAAACCUUCCAGACGUCUAAGCGUCCCUUUUUACGUCAGCACUGGGAAUCGAUGAUUACGACGGCAUUGACGGAUGGCUUGUCAAUUUUUCGAUCCCCACAUCGGAGAAAAGAUUGAAUUUUAAAAACCAUUCCUUUGUGUCAGAAAAUUAAAAAAAAAAAAAUUGAAAUAAAACAAAAAAAUAAAUAAAGAAGUAAAUAAAUGAAUGAACAAAUGGAUAAAUAAAUAAAUGGCAAUCCCAUUCCACGGAAACUGACCCUUUUCGCUUUGAGAAGGCUCCCUAAGUACCGGUCUGAUGUUGGCUUGAUGAAGUA
This is a messenger RNA of Athalia rosae (coleseed sawfly), 1123 nucleotides long. RefSeq lists its product as uncharacterized. The transcript has 2 exons. NCBI's taxonomy places the organism in Eukaryota, Metazoa, Arthropoda, Insecta, Hymenoptera, Athaliidae. The record is from RefSeq and is a predicted model, not a curated record. Bases 390 to 926 code for a protein of 178 amino acids.